Molecule: messenger RNA, 1382 nt
Organism: Nematolebias whitei (Rio pearlfish)
Lineage: Eukaryota; Metazoa; Chordata; Actinopteri; Cyprinodontiformes; Rivulidae
Gene: pi4k2a
Product: phosphatidylinositol 4-kinase type 2 alpha
Exons: 8
Coding region: 153-1382 (409 amino acids)
Biological process (GO): endosome organization; phosphatidylinositol phosphate biosynthetic process; Golgi organization
Cellular component (GO): trans-Golgi network; endosome; lysosomal membrane
Molecular function (GO): 1-phosphatidylinositol 4-kinase activity
Source: RefSeq, a predicted model, not a curated record
CUCUCUUUUUUUUUUUUCCGCUAUGUUUUCCUGUUAGCGAGCGCUACAUCAAAACAGCUGUUCGAGCUUUGUUGUUUCUUCUUUUCGACUUCUUUAUUCAUCCUUAAACCACGAUAUAAAGGUUAAAAUAACCACACGGCUACCUCUAAAGUAUGGACGAGACGAGUCCGCUUGUCUCUCCGCUGCGGGACUCUGGUGACUUUAGCUACUGCCCCGUGGAGCCCGCCAGCCCCCGCGGCGCCUUCGGAAGCACACCGGGCUCCGUGGUGCGUGUCCCGGCCAGCAGUCCGGACCGCAGCCGGGAGAGACAGCCGCUCCUGGAUCGGGACCGAGGGCACACGUCUCGGGAGCCGCACCGGAACGAAUUCCCAGAAGAUCCCGAGUUCAGAGAGAUCAUCCGUAAGGCCGAACGAGCCAUAGAGGAGGGGAUCUACCCGGAAAGGAUCUACCAGGGCUCCAGUGGAAGCUAUUUUGUGAAAGACUCACAGGGGAAAAUCAUCGGGGUGUUUAAGCCCAAAAAUGAAGAACCUUACGGCCAUCUGAAUCCCAAAUGGACUAAGUGGCUCCAGAAACUGUGCUGUCCCUGCUGUUUCGGGCGCGACUGUUUGGUUCUAAACCAAGGUUACCUGUCAGAGGCCGGGGCCAGCCUGGUCAGUCAGAAACUGGAGCUCGAUAUUGUUCCCAGGACCAAGGUGGUGUACUUGGCAAGCGAAACGUUCAACUACAACGCUAUAGACAGGGUGAAGUCCCGAGGAAAGAAGCUAGCUCUGGAGAAGGUGCCUAAAGUGGGCCAACGGUUCCACAGAAUCGGACUGCCGCCUAAGGUUGGCUCCUUCCAGCUCUUCGUUGACGGAUACAAGGAUGCAGAUUUUUGGCUGCGGAAGUUUGAAGCGGAACCUCUGCCUGAAAACACCAAUCGGCAACUCCAGCUGCAGUUCGAACGACUCGUAGUCCUCGAUUACAUCAUCAGAAACACGGACAGAGGAAAUGACAACUGGUUGCUGAAGUACGACUGUCCCAUGGAUCCUGGCAAUAGGGACACAGACUGGAUAGUAGUAAAGGAUCCCAUCAUCAAGUUAGCAGCCAUAGACAACGGCCUCGCCUUCCCUCUCAAACACCCCGACUCCUGGAGAGCUUAUCCCUUUUACUGGGCGUGGCUGCCCCAAGCCAAAGUUCCUUUCACAGAGGAACUCAGGGAUUUAGUCCUUCCCAAACUUUCUGACCCAAACUUCAUUAAAGACCUUGAAGAGGACCUCUACGAGCUAUUUAAGGCAAGAAGGGCUUCAUUUUAUUCAUUCAGCCUUUAUUUAUACAGAUUAGUCUCACUGAGUCACGAGAGCAGAGUAAGAGAAGACUUUUUAACGGAGUUCAGUCCACACUGA